CCACUGCCGCUCUCACUCUCAUAUCUUCGCUUUGUCGGAUACAUUUGCGUGCGUGCAGGUUCAUUCCUGCAUUCCCAACACUUCACGAAUCUCAGACACUCGAGCCCGUUGAACCCGCACCACUAUAGCACAGCGCACAAUCUGUUGCUUCUCGUCACACCCAAUAGUACUCGUUUUGUGUUCAUUGCGCAACCUUACAUUGUAGAAACUAGUGCUUUGUGCGUCUAGGUGCGGUUGAGUGGAACAGUGCGUCUGGGUUGUAGUUGGUGGACCAGUAAGUCAGUUUGAGGAAAACUGACGCUGCUCUGUGGAUAUUAUGGACUGACGACUGAUCGGAAGCCUUCAGGACAAGGAGAGUGAUGCGUGUUAUUGGUGGGCUGAUGAACCGGGUAUGAGUAGGUGGUAGUUGUAAGUGUUGCUUAACUGCAUCAAGUGCUUCGAAAGAAAUUGUCGGUGAGCCCGUCGGAGUGUAGGUUUGGGAACAGUUCUAGUAAGAUAGAUGGCUUUGGGUAUGGGUCUCCCGGCGGAACAGUGCGAUAUUUUCGACCUUCACAACUAUGCAGACCAGGAAUAUUGGUCAGACCUGGAAGACCUCGAAGUGGACGAGGAGUAUGCUGUCACUCCUAGAGAAUUCGAGCCUGUUGUUCCACGCAGUUCUAAACGGACCUACGGAGUGUUCGUCAAUAGUGAGGCAGUGCCUGAGCGAUGGCAACGGCGCAGAAUUCAUGGGCAAUUUGAGCUUUUGCGUGCCGCCACCCCGAAUUCAUGCACUGAUGACAAGACAUCAAUCCUCGCAGAUUCACAUGAGUACAUCGAGAGGUUGCAAAGACAAAUACAGGAGCUGCAGUGUGAGCUCGAUGCUUCUUCUUGUUUCGAAGACGACUUGAGUUGCUGCGAAGAUGAUGCAAGCUCUUGUGAAGACGACUCGAGCCCGUGGUUUACAAAUGAAAAGAGAACUGUAGACUCGAAUCCUGCACCCAAAUCGUACAGUGCAUUGUCCGGCAUAUGCUCGCAACCUAUGGUUGAAGUUGGGAGGAACGAAAAAGGAUUAAAAAUCUAUGUCGAGUGUAACAACACUUCUGGGCUGUUGGUGGACAUUUUGAAUCUAUUGGAGUCAAGUGGUAUGAACGUGGAACAAGCAAGAAUAUCUUGUCAAGAAGUUCUUUUCUUGGAAUGCUUAGGAUUGAAGGGCGAGACCGGUGAUGAAAAUGACGAAGCCCACAGCGAGUGCGUGUCGCGAUUGAUCGCCGAGGAAGUGGCAGCAAGUUUGAGGUCUCUCAUUGCCAAGAAGGCUGAAGUCACGUUGCAAUAAGUUCAGGAACAUCUUCGAAUUAUGACCUGACUCGAAGCUUAGCCUCAUGUUAAUAAGUAUCCUUUCGGAAGCUGGAUCGGCUGAAUUUAUGAGCACAAUGCAGUUCGUCAUACAGUCGGAAUGGGUUCGAAGCAGAAAGACGCAACCCAGAUGGACUGAACUGUCAAAUUCGUCCUCACGAACACUCCAUUCUCACAAUUCUUGUUGCGAGGGGGUGCGGAUUCACGUGCUCUUUCCGGUAAAAUGCCGAGAUCGAGUUGCUUCAUUUCACUUCCCUUACAGCAGCGGGGAACAAUGACGGCUGUCCAGUCUCUUUGGCAGGCGAACUCCUCUCGCCUGAGACUGCAGCAGCGUUGUCAUGAAAUUCAAUGAAGCUCGACUUACCUAAAUGAAGCUCAUACUGGGUUCCUCAACGGCUCUCAGAGUUUGUAGUAAGCAAGUACUGGAUACAUUCAGCAUAUACUUAAGUGUAAAGUCAUAUGGCACUCACUCAUGCCACCUCCCUUUGUAGUGUAUCACUAUUUGCCGGGCUAGUCGGUUGUAACUGAUAUCAGUUUUCUCAAUUAGAUCUUAUUUUCAACAAAGAAACGCCCAAGAGACCAUGUCUGGUCUUGUCCACGAAGGCCUCAUCUGAAUGAUCGCCCCUCGUUGCGUUGUUCACUUCGUGAAACAUCCCUUGCCCACGUUGUGGGAACUUUUUUGGUUUAAACUUCCGUUUACUAUUUAUAACAUA
Molecule: messenger RNA, 2045 nt
Organism: Physcomitrium patens
Lineage: Eukaryota; Viridiplantae; Streptophyta; Bryopsida; Funariales; Funariaceae
Product: transcription factor ICE1
Biological process (GO): regulation of DNA-templated transcription
Cellular component (GO): nucleus
Molecular function (GO): DNA-binding transcription factor activity; sequence-specific DNA binding; protein dimerization activity
Source: RefSeq, a predicted model, not a curated record